GUAGAUCCCAAUCUUAAUCUUGUGAAGGGACGGGGUGGUGCUCUUCUUCGAGAAAAGAUGGUUGAGGCGGCAUCCGAUAAGUUUGUCGUGGUCAUUGAUGACUCGAAGCUUGUGACCAGCUUAGGUGGAACUGGGCAGGCAGUGCCAGUGGAAAUUGUGCAGUUUUGUUGGAAAUACAAUCAGAGCAGGCUACAGGAAUUGUUUAAAGAUGAAGGAUGUGAGGCAAAGCUCAGAUUAGAUCCAGAUGGAAAACCCUUUGUUUCUGAUAAUUCGAACUACAUCGUGGAUUUGUACUUUAAGACACCAAUACAGGAUUUAAAUGCAGCAGGAAAGGAAAUGUCAGCGUUGGAGGGAGUGGUUGAGCAUGGUUUGUUUCUUGACAUGGCUGACGAGGUCAUUAUUUCUGGGAAAGAAGGUCUGAGCAUGAAGACCAAGAUCUUCAAAUGGUCUACAUUUAAUGUAAUCAACCAUCUAAGGCAACUCUCUCUAUUCUUGUCUGCAAAUGGAGACUGUAAGAAUUCUGAGUGCUGCAAGCUGCAGAAUUCGUGGCUGCCUCUUGCCGCAGGAGUGGAGGAAUGGCUGGAAAGCCGGGGAGGCCUGCUUGCUUGUAGGAAGCUACCUGUGGCUGCUCUGUUGGCUUGGAAAGGAGCAGCUGGGUCACUGGCAGACGACAAAAAGGUCGGAGGAGCACCUGGAAGCCUCCAUGGAGCUCUGAGAGAAGUCUGCAGGGCUGCUGCUUGUUGUACGAUGGAAUUUGACUGUUGUUUCUGCAGGUAG
Phalaenopsis equestris is the source of this 777-nucleotide messenger RNA. Its product is annotated as probable ribose-5-phosphate isomerase 3, chloroplastic. The record is from RefSeq and is a predicted model, not a curated record. NCBI's taxonomy places the organism in Eukaryota, Viridiplantae, Streptophyta, Magnoliopsida, Asparagales, Orchidaceae. Gene Ontology annotation, molecular function: ribose-5-phosphate isomerase activity. Gene Ontology annotation, biological process: pentose-phosphate shunt, non-oxidative branch. The transcript is spliced from 3 exons. The annotation marks the transcript as partial.